Messenger RNA from Acytostelium subglobosum LB1, 216 nucleotides. RefSeq lists its product as hypothetical. The record is from RefSeq and is a predicted model, not a curated record. Lineage: Eukaryota; Evosea; Eumycetozoa; Acytosteliales; Acytosteliaceae. The transcript has 2 exons. Bases 1 to 216 code for a protein of 71 amino acids.
AUGAGACAGGUUCCAAUCGGUCAAUUCAUCAACUACCAAACCAAGCACUUCUGGCCAUUCAUGGUCGGAGCUGUCUUCUGGGCUGGUCUCAUCACCAAGGUUCACAUGGGUAUCACUGACAAUGAUAGAAAGAACUCUGUCUACUGGCAGAAGAUUCAGAGAAUCCAGCACCCAGAGCUGUUCAAGGAUGGACACUCCCACUCUGCUCAUCACUAA